Molecule: messenger RNA, 612 nt
Organism: Stegodyphus dumicola
Lineage: Eukaryota; Metazoa; Arthropoda; Arachnida; Araneae; Eresidae
Source: RefSeq, a predicted model, not a curated record
AUGCUACUAUUACGUUAUCCUAAGCUUAAACUUCCGAUUUUUGAUGGGAAUAUUAAAAGCUGGUUAGGAUUUUGGGGCCAGUUUAAAAAGAUCGAUAAUGAUCCCAAUUUAGAUGAUCAUGAUAAAUUUGCAUAUUUAUUGCAGUCUAUGGAAAAAGGGUCAUCUGCUGAAGAGUUAAUCAAAAGCUUUCCGCCCGGUGGCGAAAGUUAUAGUAAAGCUUUAGAACAACUGCAAUCGCGUUUUGGGAAAGAAGACCUUCUUAUAGAAGUCUAUGUUAGAGAUCUACUUUCGUUAGUAUUAUUAAAAAACUCUCAGCAGAAAUUUUCAUUACGAAAACUCUAUGAUAACUUAGAAUCGAAACUAAGAGCGUUAGAAGUUCUGGGUGUUGCUAGAGAUAAAUAUGCGGCGAUGUUAUAUCCUCUAGUCGAAUCGUCAUUGCCGGAUGAUACAUUAAGAGCAUGGCAAAGAUUCCGAGUUAUUAAUCGCAGUCAGAGAGAAUCUGAAAGUAGUGAGCAAAAAGAGAAAAAUGCGUCAACACAUCGCAUGGAUUUAGAUGGUUUGCUUUCAUUUUUGCUCGAUGAAAUUGAAGGUAAAGAGAGAGAGUAUCUAUAG